Dicentrarchus labrax (European seabass) is the source of this 2706-nucleotide messenger RNA. Its product is annotated as olfactory receptor 51G1-like. NCBI's taxonomy places the organism in Eukaryota, Metazoa, Chordata, Actinopteri, Moronidae. Gene Ontology annotation, cellular component: membrane. Gene Ontology annotation, molecular function: olfactory receptor activity; G protein-coupled receptor activity. The record is from RefSeq and is a predicted model, not a curated record. The transcript has a single exon. Gene Ontology annotation, biological process: G protein-coupled receptor signaling pathway. The coding region runs from base 433 to 1422 and encodes 329 amino acids.
UUAUUAUUAUUUAUUUAUGACCACUGAGAUUUUCUGCCAGUUGGAGGUGUUUAUGUUACUAUACAAUAAUAUUUCCAUACAUGAUCAAGUUCAGUUGACCUGGAAAAUGUAUGGUUUUUAUUAAAUAUUUUGAUUUGUUUGCUAUGCAGAAAUCAAAUAAAUUCAUGUUGCCACACCCUCACACCAGGAUUGCCAAUCACAGGGUUUAUGUGAAUACUGUCAAAUCAUUGGCAUGUAGGUAAGACCACAUGACUUCAUUUCACAGGGUAGGAAAUGUAAAGAGUAUUAAAAGCUGUUCAGGUAAAUGCAGGUAGGGGGGAGGAGGACUACACAGAAAGGUGAAACGUAUUGCAUUUGUGGAGUGGUGUGAAGUGCAACAUUGUACAAUAUAUUCAGGGUUACUCAGAUGCUUUAAGAUUAAUUUGUGUCAGCAUGAAAAAUGUAUCUGAAGUGACAUCUUUUCAUCUGUCUGAAUACUAUGGAAUGGAGGACCUGAAGCCAAUGUAUUUCUGCAUGUUUCUGAUGAUAUACAUAACAACUGUUGCUGAAAAUGUAGCAUUAAUCAGUGUGAUCUAUCGUGAAAAAAGCCUGCAUGAGCCAAUGUAUUUGUUGCUGUGUAACUUGGCUGUGAAUGGUCUGUUUGGAAGCACUUCUCUGCUGCCAGCAGUACUAAGCAACAUACUGUCACACUCAUAUGAGAUAUCUCUACCGGUUUGCCAGACACAGAUCUAUGCUAUACACACAUAUGCCAUCACUGAAUUCACAAUUCUAGCAGUGAUGAGUUAUGACAGGUAUGUGGCCAUUUGUUAUCCGCUGUAUUAUCAUGUACUCAUGUCACAGAGAGUUGUUAAACUUAUUGUUUUUACGUGGCUUUACCCCAUGCUGGCAUUUCUCAUUGUUUUAAUUUUCACUCUUCAGCUGCGGUUUUGUGAGAGAACCAUAGAAAAGGUGUACUGUAUGAAUUACUUACUGGUGAAACUUGCCUGUACAGAUACAGCUAUUGUUAACAUAGUGGGCCUACUAUCCGUAGCCCUGUAUAUACUUCCACAGCUUAUCAUGAUAUUUUAUUCAUAUGCACACAUCCUGAGGAUAUGUGUAUUUACAUUGAGCAACUCCAAGGUCAAAGCUCUCCGAACCUGUACCCCCCACUUACUUGCAGUAAUCAUCUACACUAUCGGGUGCAUUAUUGAAAUUGCACAAAGUCGAUUUAAUAUUAGUCACCUGCCUUACCCAGCCAAGUUGUUUUUAUCUAUAUACUUUUUAAUAUGCCCGCCCAUUCUCAAUCCAGCUAUCUAUGGUUUGAGUAUUCAACUCAUAAGGGGAAAACUGUUCAGGCUUUUCAGGAGAAAAAGCAGGCAAGUAACAAAUAAUGUAGCCAAGAGGGCAGUUGUUGCUGCACAUUCAAAGAGCACGGUGCCGUGAAGACUGAUGCCUCUGGAAGCACAUGACAUACAGAAUCUCCCAUCUCUCCAUGUUGUUUAAUUACAUUUGCUUUCUCAUUUACUAUAAUACAACCAGACCAGCCAGCACUGAGAAAAACAUCUGCAGUGUUGAAUUCAUUUCAUGCCAUGUGGAAGCAUUAGCAGGCAGAGGCUCCAGCUUUGUGCAUACAAUGUAGUGAGUUUCUGACAGUUUGUCUGUGCCUCCCUGGACACUAGAUUAUAAUGCAGGAAUGCUGUUGAGAUAGGUUUUUCAAUGUUCACCCCUAUGUCUUUCACACUUUGUGCUGCCUGUUCUGGCAAACUUUACUAUGAUCACCGCUUGUUUUAAUUAUACUGGUGCAUCCAAUGUUUUCAGUUGUAUAAAUGCAAAACAAUUUUAUUGUUUUAAAUAUUACAUUUAAAGUAUGUGUUUUGAGUGUUUUGUGUAUGUUAUCCUCCUUGACUGUUGUCAGGCUUUAUAUGUACUCUUUUUGACCUUCCUCUUCAGUUAACAGUCUUACUGCCAAGAUGAGCUAAGAAUCUGCAUGCACUUUGAGUAAAAUAAGUUGGUUUUGGCUAUGACUGAAAGCUUGUAUAUGUAAUUUAAGUGAGCAUGAAGAUUCUAGUGGGCAAGUGAAGCGCUUUUUUGUAUCAUGUGCUACAAUUAAUAAAGCAUAAAUAUUCCAGUCACUCUUUGAGAUUUUCCCAUCAUCAUUGCAUUUUUCUGUUUACCUCCUCUGGUUGUUUUAUUAAGAUAUUAAUAAGUAUUAAGGAAUUCAUUAAAAAAGCAUUUAAUGAGGAUUUCUUGAUAUGAACCAAACAUCUGAAUUUGUGUAUCACAUGUGAAAUGUGAAAACAUUUACUCAAAGGGAAAAAAGAGAUUAAGAUUAUGUGACUAAUGUAAUCGGUUACUCACAAUUUAAAUAAUAACCAUCCUCACAAUAACGAACAAACAUUUAUGUGCCCAAUCCUAACUGCUUAUAAAUACAUUAAUAUGACUGUACAUUAGUUGUGUUGUCGUUUUAUUUGUGGAACCUCUUCUACUAUAUUUUAAAGAGGGUGCAAAUCUUCCCCUUUAGCACAAUUAUUUAAUUAUUUCUUGCUCAUACAGGACAGCUGGUCAAGAAUAUGAAUCUAAAAGCCGACUGAGGUCAAUGCGGAAGAAGUCUGGCCUUACAAUGUACCAUUAUGUACAAUAUAUAUCACAAGUCAUUAGUGUGGUAGACUGUGGCUGUAAUUGGUUAAUUCAAUGUGCUCUAUGUGCUGUAUUUAUUUGUGUAGUGCC